Molecule: messenger RNA, 508 nt
Organism: Lactuca saligna
Lineage: Eukaryota; Viridiplantae; Streptophyta; Magnoliopsida; Asterales; Asteraceae
Source: the annotation of a GenBank genome assembly
AUGCCCUACAACAACCCUAAUCAAUUUUUACAUAUCUUUUCUCGGUUUUUUCUUCUCAUUCACGAUCGGGUGCACCAUAUUUCCUCCCACCGACGACCCUCCUCCUUCCAACCAUCGUUGCCGGCGUCACCUACCUCCUUCUCCGUUCAGUGGAAGCUUUAUGACCGCUUAAUGAGGCUUGAAACCGGACUCAAUGGGACGAGAAGCCUAAUAGAGGCAUCACCUCGGUUGUGGGAGGAGAAAAUAAAGGAGAAUAAAGAAUAUGCCAAAUUUAGGAUAUUUAAUGAGAAAUAUACUCUUUUGUUUCAAGAUUCCAUUGCCAUUGAAGAUCAAACUAUGAUUCCGUUACAAUUUCAAAAAAAAAUAGCAAUCCGAACGAAGAAAAAAAAAAUAGCAAUCCGAACGAAGAAAAUAUGGAGGGCAAAGGAAAUAGUGAUGAAGUCAAUUUAGAUGAUGAUGCGCCUCUUUUUCCUAGUUUCCAUGAAAGUAGUUCAACAAAAAGGAAGAA